Messenger RNA from Lottia gigantea (owl limpet), 3829 nucleotides. RefSeq lists its product as hypothetical. Gene Ontology annotation, molecular function: chitin binding. Bases 1 to 3186 code for a protein of 1061 amino acids. The record is from RefSeq and is a predicted model, not a curated record. NCBI's taxonomy places the organism in Eukaryota, Metazoa, Mollusca, Gastropoda, Lottiidae. Gene Ontology annotation, cellular component: extracellular region. The transcript has 13 exons.
AUGGUGCCAGGCUUUAUUGGCCCAAUUCAGGACAGAAAAGAAGAACAAUCGGCCAUUGAUUUUUGUCGCGUUAACCCUACCAUGAAGUUUGCCGAUCCUGCCAGUUGUUCCUUGUUCUUUGAUUGUUCCAAAUAUGAACAUGAUAGAGAUUUAUAUAAAUACCAAGCUGAAUGUGUUUAUUUAUAUUUAUUUGAUAUAAAACUCAAGAAAUGUGUUUAUUUCCUCGAUGCUGAUUGUCAAUCUAGACCAGUUCCAAGAGCACCUUGUGAAUAUAGAAGAGGACAUUGUCGACAUGGUAGAAAUAAUGAUCAAUGUAUUCCCUGUGCUGCUAACUGUGUAACAUUACAUGAUGGUGAUAAUGUUUACCCUGGUCGUGCUUUAACUUCCUACUAUCUGUCAUGUGCUAGUGGUAGAACCCUUAAUAUUAAAACAUGCCCAGACGGUUUGGUAUUUGAUCCCUUGUUCGGACCAAAUGGAACGUGCGUGUCCGAUUUGACUACUGAAACACUAAGAUUAUUCUGUGAAGCUAUGCCGGGUCAAAUUAUACCUCAUCCAGGAGAGUGUGCUAUGUAUUACGACUGUUCGCAAACGGCUUAUAGUGGUAAUUUUAAAAUCUACGAAGCUGAAUGUAAAUACCCGAAUUUAUUUGAUAUCGCCUCUUCGUCUUGUAAAGAUUUCUUCAACGUUUCUUGUGAAAAGCGGCGUGAACCAAUCUCCCCAUGUGAAUAUAAACAGUAUCAAUGUACAGAUAUGAGCUGUAUACCAUGUAACCAAGUGUUACCGGACUGCUCUGGACGUGUUAACGGUCUGUACGCUGUACCCAGAUGGGAGCUGACCUCUUCUUAUAUCUACUGCGCUGACUUUAGGUUCAUGUACCGUUAUGAUUGCCCACCUGGUCAAGUUUUUGAUAUUUUAGAGCGGAGAUGUGCUACUAGUGUAUCGAAAGAAUCGAUGACGGCCUAUUGUAACAAGUAUCCGGCAGGAAGAAUUGGUAAUCCUCUACAUUGUGCCCAGUAUUACGACUGUACAGCUCCCAUGUCAUCAAGACUGGUAGAAUGUCCCUACCCUAAACUCUUCUCGUAUGAAUACAUGGAGUGCCAACCUUUUGAGAAAGUUGAUUGUGGCCGUCGUAUUGAUUUCAAGAAUCCAUGUGAUUAUCAAAGAUUCUACACCUGUUCUAGCAGUGAUCAAUCACAGUGUCCACCAUGUGAGUCUCUGUACCCUUCGUGUCAUCUUCAACCAGCUGGUUUCAUAGCAGCUUUACCUGGUACGACUAACCAGUACUAUAUCUGUAAGACUGGUAGGGCUAUCUUAAUGAAAUGUCGCACCACCUUCAACACCGAAUUAAUGAAAUGCAUGGAUCCCGAAUCAAACAUAAACACACAACCUAAUAAUAAUGGCUCUAACUUAAAUCCCUACCCGUUUCCAAAUCAACCAACAUCGUUUCCAAAUCAACCAACAUCGUUUCCAAAUCAACAACCAACGUUUCCAAAUCAACCAUCGAGGUUUCCAAAUCAACCAUCAAAUAAACCAUCAAAUCAACCACCAACCUUCCCACCAACCAGUGGUGGCGGUAAUAAUGUGAAUGUGAAUAAACCGUUUCAACCGCCUUACCAACCAAUAACUCAGCCACAGACACCUACAACCAAUACUCAAACUGGUUCCAUCACGGGUUCCAAUACGGGUUCCAACCCGCUGACAAUCCAGUUUCCAGUACUUAAACCAGUACCACCGACCACACCAACUCAACCACCACCCCAACCACCGACAGUUGCACCGACUCAACCACCAACUACUAUAAAUAUUGCCAAGCCUGGGGAACCAGGAUUCAAUAUAAACGCAUACUGUUCAAUCAACAGAUACCAAAUAUUCCCCCACCCUUCAAGCUGUGCUAAAUACUACAACUGUAUGCAACCUUAUAGUGCAUUUGGGUCAUUUGUAAUGGAAUGUCCCUAUCCAGCUCUAUUUGAUGUAUUAAAGAGAACAUGUAAACCAUUUACAGAAGUCAAAUGUGAACCUGGAGUUUAUACACCUGUAGCACCCUGUGAAUAUGAUAAAUACAGUGUAGAAUGUCAAAAUAAAAACUGUCCACCAUGUGAAGAAAGCAAUCCAAGUUGUAAAGGUAAAGAAGAUGGAAGACAUAUGUUCCCAGGCGAUCCAUUAGGUGGUAAAUAUAUGGAAUGUCUGACGGAAAGAACCAGAAAAAUAUCUCAAUGUCCGGCAGAAACAUUUUUCGAUCCAUUGAUGAGAGCUUGUAGUAAGGAACUAAAACGACAAACAAUUGAAAUAUAUUGUCGACAGAAUCCUCAGAGUACCGCUCAACAUCCAUUCAACUGCGCUCAGUUUAUAAAAUGUACAGCUAACAGUACGCUAGUUAUUGAAUGUGGUUACCCAAGAUUAUUCAAUGGUACAGCUUGUGAUGAUUUUAAGAAGGUGGACUGUAAAAAACGCUAUAAACCAGUAGCACCAUGUGAAUAUGCCCAGAACAGAAGAUGUCCACCAGGAGCAUCAACAUGUCAACCAUGUGAACAGAGAAUACCAAGCUGUGUGGGAGUACCUAAUAAAGAACAACCUUACCCUGGUCGACCACCAUCACCUUUAUUUGUUGUCUGUGACUCGGGAAGAACAUCAGCUGUUAUGCAAUGUCUCAAAAACAUCUUUAACCCAACUGAACGAAGAUGUGGCGGUUCUAUAUCUAAUGCUAAUGUGGCAAGUAUUUGUGUUCGACACCCAAAAUCAACGUUUCCCGACCCUGAGAAUUGUGCCCGUUAUUUUAACUGCAGUAUGAAAGAGAUUAUACUAGACCGACCAUUCCACGCAGAAUGUAAAUACCCCGAUCUCUAUAAUACCAUUGGUAAUAAAUGUGAACGCUUUCACGAAACUUUGGCUAGUGGUGGUUGUGGUACACGUUAUGCUCCAAUCGAGCCAUGUGAAUACCAUCAACACUGUCCAACCUUUCCUAACUGCGAACAAUGUAAGAGAAGAAUACCGAAUUGUAACGUGGGCAAACUGAACGAUCCAGGUUUAAAUUUAAUACCAGACAACACAGCCACCUAUCCAACAGAAUGGUACAUCUGUCUAGACAAACGCACCAUUGCACAUGGAUCAUGUCAACCUGGACAAUUUUUUAACAGUACAGCCAGGGAUUGUAAACCUUUACCUACUGGAGCAGCACGCAUACCUUAACUCUUUAUCAACGUAUUAUGUAUUAUAAACCAAAAAAUGGAACAAAAAAAUGGGAAAAUGUACAUAAUAACCUAUUACAUAAUAUAUGUAUGUUAGAAUUAUAAAUUUUUUUGACUUAUUGUGACACGAAAGUAGCCAAUACUGCGUCUUAUACCUCGACAUCAUUCGGCGCUUUUCUUGCAUCUCGGAACUAAGCUCGCGAAAAGAGCCAAAAAGGUCACCGACAGAAAGACCCUUAACGAAUUGGCUGCGCUACCAGUAACUACUGCGUUGUGAACAUGUUACAGAAAAAAAUGGGCUAUUUCAUGUAGAUUUACACGAAAAGUGCCUAAUGAUGGAAAGGUAUAUGACGGGGUUUGUAAUAGCUUGAUAUUGUCAAAAUGGAACCAUGGGGGCAGAACUUUGUAACACUUUGCCGUUCCAAAGCCUACAAAGGGGACCCGUAGAAUCCGACACUCCGACGCUUAAAAUACGCGACUUAAGACCCUUUUCCAAAAGCCAUACAGGUUUAAUUUUGUGACCAUGAACAACCAAGCAUACACCAAAUGAACAUUAUUAUUGUUAUGUGAUGCAUUUAUAUUUAAAAAAAAGGUGUACAGGCUCUCAAAAUGAGGAAACUUGUCUGAAAACAAAAUAAGCACCA